GUUCGUUCAUUCAUUCAUUCAUUUGGCGUCGGUACACAUGUACACACAGCCCACCGCCAUCGAUACAUAUCCACGUUUGUAUGAAAUGAGACGUAGUAUGUGGUCAACCUCACGGCCUCCCUCUCUAGACACGUCAUGAUCACAUUACACCACACCGCACCGAUGGAUGCAGGCAGCCAUGGCCAUGUAUGAAUGAAUGAACGAACCAACCCAGCCUCGAUCGAUUCAUCGCUCCGACUCGACUGUAGCAGCCACAAAUAUGGAGCAGUCACGUCAGGUCUGGUACGGGACGCGUACAUGCAAUGAUUGCAAUGUAUGUGUGUUUUCUUCGUGGAAAGGAAAACCACCCCGGCAGCUAGGGAGGGAAACAAACGAUCGCUGAGCAUGAGCAUGUAAAGAAGCUAGCGUUAUAUAGAAUCCCAGCAGAACCAGUGUCAAAACAGAACCCCUUCCCUCCCCUCUCUCUGAACAGCGAAUGUAUCCCUCAGACAGACAGACAGACAGGCAGACAGGCAGACAGGGAGGCAGGCAGUCAGGCGGCGUGGCAACAGUCGUUGGUCAGCCCCUUAGGUGUAUGAAUGAGCUUGCAAACAACAGCAUCAGGACAACCCCUCUCGCUCCCUCUCGCCACCCCUCUCUUGAAUAUAUCUCUCUCUCAGUCAGACAGUCUCUCUCUCCCUCUUAUGUCCCUCGUGUGUGUUGAGACGUUGAUAAAUAAACUAGUGUGCUGAUGCAGACAGGUGCAAACAGCUGUCGGUGAAUGAAAACUCGUUUUACCUUCUGUACUGAGCAGCAGGGAGGGAGGGACUUCGGUAGUUGCUGACAUCCACUCGGCUGGUCGAGCCACCCAGUCAGGCGAGCCAGGCGUCUGAACGCCCUUCCUCACACACAGACACACACACAUACCUACCUAGGCAGGCUGGCAGGUAGAUACGGACCCAGUCAUGUCACUCAUCCGUCUGCUCGACCCAUGCACCCCAUGUACUCGUCCACUCAUCCAUACAGACGGACACACACUCACUCAUGCAGACAUUAAGGCAUACAGGCAUAUGGGAGGCAAUACAGGCAGGUAUCAAGGCAGCCAGGCAGACAGCGCGGGGAAAACAUCGAUCACGCGGCGCGGGCCGGUGUGGAAAACCUGCAAGGCCCCCCGAGGCAAAACCAACCGUACCAGCCAGCCAUACACACACACACACACAGAGAGAGAGAGAGAGAGAGAGACAAACAGACCGAAAGCAACCAACACCCAGACAGACACACAGACAGAGAGACAGAAAGGCCAGCAGUGUCUCACCUCUUUUCACAUUACCACCUCGUGUGUGUAUGUGCGUAUGUGUGUAUGUGUCUAUGUGUCUAUGUGUGUAUGUAUGUAUGUACAUAAAAGUGACACGUACGUACCUUACGCACAAAUACACCUUACACACACCGUGAUACAUACAUACAUACAGACAAUGCGUACACACACACACACGCAGUACAUUCAUUCAUCCAGACAGGCAUACGAGGGGAGUUCUGUUGUCGUCGCAGUCAGUCGAUAAAGGAGACACCAAAGGCUGGCCGACUCAGUGGCUGGCAGGCAGGCAGGCAGGCAAACAGGCUGGGAGAGGCUCCUUUCGGCAACUCCCCCAUACACACACACAUCCACUCUUGACACGGGAACGCAAAGCGACCAAGAGAGCUCUGUGUCAAACCACACACACGCACACCACACAAACCAUACACCACACACACCAUACCACAGACGAGAACAGUACACACACCACACUCACUGGACGGGCAGACAAGCGAGAAAAGGCUCUCUGGUCGAGAAAAAUGAGUUGCCCACGGCGCGGUCGACCGUCAGCCAGCUACAGCAGGCAGGCACGGCGCGUGGGGGCACUGCAGCGUGUGCGCGUGGAUGGAUGGGUGCAAUGAUGAGUGGAUGAGAGGCACACCAGCCGGCCCGCAUAUUCAUUUGCCUGUGUACCUGGCUGACCGUCUUGCCGCGCUUCUCAGAAACGAGUUGCGAUACGGCCAGACGGAGAACAGACGGACAGACCUAGCAGACAGACAGACCUCAGAAAGGCAGACAUGCAGACAGAGUUAGUAGAAUAGGUAGGUAGGUCGAUAGGGACACGUAAACGCGCCCACCGAGAGAGAAAGCAGGCGUACAUACGUACAUACAGAGAGUAUGGCCGUUGUGUACUGCGUGUCGUUGUGCAUGCAUUAUGUAUUUAUGUAUGUAUGCAUGUAUGUAUGUAUGCAUGUGUAUGCAUGUAUAUACAUACACGCAAUCAAUCUUGUCUUGUGGUGUUGUGUGGUGUUAUGUCAUGGUGUGUGUAGUGUGGCAUGGCAUGGCAUGGUGUGUGCACGCGAACGACACGCACGAGAGUAUCAUCCACCCAUCCACCCAUUACUCCACAAACCACGUUCUUCAUACAUGUAAAGUAUACAUACGUAUGCAGGCGGCUCAACGCACUGGGAACCGAGAGAGAAGAGGGCCGUCAUUGACACACACACGGGCAGACAGACAGACAGACAGACAGACAGACAGGCGGACGGACGGACGGACGGACAUACAGACUGCCCUCUCCCCUCCCCACCCCUCCCCCCAACCUCAUCCACCGCUCACCACCACCCGCCCCGCCCCACCCACCAGGGCGAUAGGCGUGUGUGUGUGUGUGUGUGGCCGGUCCACGAGGUCGGGGCGAGGCGGAGCCGACUCGCUGCACUGAUGCAAGAAACAGACGAGAAACGAGACAACUAAGAGCCACAAAGUAGAAAGCAGAGGUAGCAAGUAGUGCAACUCUCUCUCUCUCACUCAUCCAUGGACUCUCACAGGUACACGUACACGUACGGCCGCCUCUCCCCUCUCUCUCUCUGUGUGUCCGUGUGGUGCUCUUUAGUAGGAGCCCUUCUUGUGUGUGGGUGCGGGUGCCUGGUAGGUCUGCUUGGUGUAGGUCGUGUGCGCCUGCCUAUGGGCGGCUAUGGUCGACACCGUCGUGCACUCCUUACCCACCAACUCAGCCCCCUUCGAACAGUAGUACUCUGGCGCGUAAGAAGUCUCGCUGACGCAGACCUCGGUCGCCGCAGGGGCAGCCUUGUGGUGCUUGCUGUAGCCCCUCACUCUCUUCUUGCUCCUGCGGCGGCGGCGGCGCCCCAACUCGCGCUUCUUGCCGUGCGACGUGUAGCCGCCCUUGCUGUGCCCGGUGCCGAGGUCAUACCCAUCGGGGCACACCUUGGUUGGGCUCUCCGUCUUGUAUGUCACGCACGCGCCGUUCCUCAUGCUGUAGCCCUUGGGACACUUGGUCUGGUAGGGCAACACAGAUGUCUUGCUGCAGUUCUCUGCAUGACGAAAGAGGGACGGGGGAAAGGUGUGAGGCGUGUGUGUGUGGAUGGGGUGGGUGAGGGCGGAGGGGUAUCGGCUGACCGCCGGCGUCGUCGUAUCCGUCAGGGCACUUCUCCGCGACUGGGUAGGUCUCCUCCUUGGUGCUGCAUGCGCCAAGUGUUACAGAGGGGGAGUAGGGAGUAAGAGUUGUCAUCCUUUCCUCUCUGGGUGGCUGACUGACCAGAUUCCGCCCCUUUCUACUGCUUCCUCAGGGCACUUGGGGGUGGCAUCGGUGACUUCAGUCUUCUUGCAGUCGGGCAGCUGGUAAGCGGCAUCAGAGCACCUCACCAGAUACCUGACACACACACACACACACACACAUAUACACAGAGAGAGAGAGAGGGGGAAGGACCGUCCUGUAUGCGUCUUGUGCUUUUGCUUUUGCUUACGGUCGCUUGGAAAUCCUGACGCAUUUGCCCUCGGUGUCCUCGUAGCCAGUGGGGCAUUUGGUGCUCAUAGGGAUCUCCUCGACAGUUGUGCAAUAGCCGCCGCCGUUGAGCUCGCCCUGGUCGCACACUGGUGUGGGCUUGCUGCUGGUGGUCUUGGUGCAGGUGUCCUUGCCCUGGGAGUAGCCCUUGGGACACUUGGCAAUCUUGGACACCGUCGUGACUUUGGUGCAGGUCUGGCCGUCGCCCUCGUACCCCUUUGGGCACCGGUAUUGCAUCGGGGUCGUCUGACACGCAACACACAUGGGUGCAGUGAUUGAUGUAUGUGUCGGCCGACACGAUGUGGUCUCUCUUUGGCUGACUGGACUGACCUCCUUCUGUGAGCAGGUGGGUUUGCCACUGGUGCCGUCGGGGCAUGUGUACUGGUAGGGGGCCGUCGUGGUCUUGGUGCACGAGUCCUUGCUCUCGCCCGUGUGGUACCCAGGCGGGCAGCUGUCAUGACACACAUCCAUCCAUCCAUCCAUCUAUCCAGCACUCUCCUCGUGUCGUGCACGUGUGCAUUCUGGCGCUCACUGGCUCAUGGCUGGCUUGUACGAGCAGGCCGACGUCUUCUUGUCGGAUGCCUGGCCGCAGAGCUCGCACAUUGCGGCUCCGUUGGGGUCGGUGUGAGAGGAGGACGAGUAUCCCUUGGGGCAGGAGGUGACCUUGGCGGCGGCCUCACUCUUGGAGCACCCAGUGCCCGUGUCGGUGUAGUCGUCGGGGCAGAACUUGGCCGCGGUGAUCGUCGUAUACGAGGUGCACUCGCCGCCCUUGCCCUGAUUGAUGCACACACACACACCGAGUGUGGGGGUGGGUGGGGGGGCAAGGGGGUAGUGACCUUGCUUCCACUGGUGCAGUAGCCGAUCCCGGAGACAGAAGACGUGCGUGUGCACGCCUCGCCCGCGUCGUCGUAGCCCUGUGCACACACACACACGACGGAUGGUGUGGUAUGUCAUUUCAUUUGUUUCAUUUGUUUCAUGUGUUAUGUCAUUUGUUUCAUCCGUUUAUUUUUGCGCGUACGGUCGGGCAGUAGUACUCCAUCGGCACCGCGGUCGUCUCGUAGCAGUACCCCUUCUUGCCCGAGGGCGAGGAGCUGUCGGGGCAAACGUACUUCGGGCGCGUCACGGUCUUCUUCUCGCACUUGUCGCCCACCUUGGUGUAGCCCUGACACCAACCAUCACACGCCACACGCACAACACACGCAUGAUGGCCAGCACUCACAAACCAGACACCCACCCAGGCUCGCUUACGGGCUGGCAAUACAUGAUGUAGUCCCUGGUUUCGGCCUUUUGGCAUUCGGUGCCGGUGUCGGUGUGGUCGUCGGGACAGUAGUUCUCCUUGGGCACGGAGGUCUCCUUGUAGCACUUGGUGCCCUGCACCGUGUAGUCGUCGGGACAUUCAUAGGUGGCGUCGAACGUGCUCCUCUCCUUGCACUCGCCGCCCUCGAGCGUGCCCUUUGUGCAGUAGGUGAUCUUGUUCACUGUGGUCGUCUUGGAACACUGGGUGCCUGGAUGGGAUGACACACGCACAGGGGGACACAUGGCAUGGGUGACUGCGGUCAUCCCUCCCUCAUUGGUGGCCACUGUGGUGUGCUAAAGUACCUACCAUCGUCUUCGUAUCCCUUGGUGCAGUAUGUUUCUGGGGCUGCGGCGGUCUCCUGUCUGCAGGUGCCCUUGUGCAUGUCAUACCCGCCGGGGCAGACGAGCUCGUAUGGCUUGGUGUCCGUGGUGGUGCACGUCAUGCCGUUCUUGCCGCCGCCUGAUGUUGUCGUGCCCUUCGGACACUGGGGCUGAUUGAGACAGAAAAGAGAUAGAGACACACACGAGUCGUGGGUGGGGGGUGGAUGGCUCUCUGUGUGUGGCGUGGCGUGCAAGGUCACCUUCGCAGGGUAGCUGGUGGUCUUGCUGCAGGUGGCGCCCUUGCCUUCCUCUGAUGGGCCCUCAUACCCCUUGGGGCACGUGUAGCUGCAUCACACAACAGACACAACACACAAAGGCGCACAAAGCACGGAGAUUCAUCGAUGGAUCCCGACACCACCAGGCAGAUCUAUCACCCCACCGAACCUGUAGGUGGUCACGGGCACUUGCUUAGAAUGCACAGGGGGAGUGUAGCCCUUCUUCCCAUGGCCGCUGUGGUGGUGCUGGGCGUGAGCCACAGCCAACAACAGGCAGCAAACAGCAGAUGCGACGACACGCAUUAUGCCUUUGGCAGGGAGAAAGGGAGAGGCGCUGUGGCAAAAAGAUCUGAGGGCAGGCGAGGGAGGCCGAUAGAGCACAGAGGGGGAGGCGGUGGAUACACCGACAACCACCAGCGUUUCCGGACGGAUCUUUGAGUUUGUG
Messenger RNA from Vitrella brassicaformis, 6131 nucleotides. The record is from the annotation of a GenBank genome assembly. Lineage: Eukaryota; Vitrellaceae.